Molecule: messenger RNA, 1885 nt
Organism: Achroia grisella
Lineage: Eukaryota; Metazoa; Arthropoda; Insecta; Lepidoptera; Pyralidae
Exons: 1
Coding region: 69-1457 (462 amino acids)
Source: RefSeq, a predicted model, not a curated record
GAUUAAACUAUAUUUAGUCGACAACAUUUACAAUAUAUUGAAGUGUUGAUAGAUUCCCAGUCGUCAAAAUGUUUAACAUUGUGUAUCGCGUCUGUUUAGUAAUUAUUGUGUUAUUUAAUUAUAAAAGUCAUUCGAUUGAAAUAAAUAGAAAAUAUGCGGAAGAUCAAUACACUCAAGACAGUCACAUCUUGGAACCCAUUGAAUAUGAUUUUGAGAUCAAGGAUAAUUCUGUGAAUUUAAACAAAAACGAAGAAAACCAUUUACAUUAUACAGCUACGCCGACAUAUGAAAGUAAAUAUGAAGAAAGUUCUAUAAUAUCCGUGCUCCGUAGUUCGAAGAAAGAAGAUGAGGAUACUUUAAUUAGGAAGCAACGUGUCACCAGGGAGAUAAAGGCAGGAAAUUCGCAAUUGUAUCCACAGUUGUAUCCAGGAUCUACUCCUUCGUAUAAUCAAAAUAUACAAUAUUACAAUGCUCAACAUAAUGUUUCAGGAAAUCCUUAUGGCUCUAUAAAUUAUCCUGGUUACACAACUCCUGCGUACAUAACAGAUAAUCGUUCAAAACGGCCUCAAUAUCCAUAUAAUACACAACCGUCAAAUGGUCCGUACAACAAUUUUAAUAUAUCCAGUACCAAACCAGGAUUAGCAUUAAAUAGUUAUAAUUAUACAUCUCAUAGACCAUAUUCGGUUUACAAUAACAUUUCUUCAGGUUAUCCAUCUCAUUCGCAAACUCCAAAUGCUAAUUACUACAAUAAGCAGCCCAAUUAUUCAUCAUAUAAUCAGAAUCCAAGGCCUUAUUAUAAUUCAACAACAUAUGGACAGUACCCAUCAAAUAGUUAUAAUCCUACUGGUUAUCCAAAUCGUCCCCAAGUUCCACAUAAAAAUAGCAAUUAUUCGAACCCAGGGUACCCAUCAUAUACACAGGGAUUAAGGCCUUCUAAUAAUGUCACAUCAUAUGGCCAUAGUCCAUCAUAUGGUAAUACCAAUUCUUAUAACAAUACUCCGUCCUUCGUUAAUUCUCCUCCAAAUUAUCCAUUUCGUUCUCAAGUUCCUUAUUAUAAUAAUUCAGGUACAAGUUACCCUUCAUACAUACAGAAUUCAAGAACUACUUAUAACGUAACACAGAAUGGACAGUAUCCAAUAAGUCAUACGCCACAUAGUGGAUACCCAUCUACGAGUAAUAAUACUUGGAAUUACAAUUAUCCGAGAUCUAAUUUAACAAAUCAAAGACCAUAUAACGAUAGAUAUCAUCAAUCUUCCGGCAAUUCUUUUCAAAAUUAUCCGCAAAAUCAAGGACAAAACUCUUUUGGUAGUAAUCCUUAUCAGUUUAACCAGACAUCCAAUUAUGCAUAUCCAUAUAAUACAAAUCCUGACCAAAACUUUUUUUAUCCCACGAAACGUAACAAUGGAACCUACGACCCGAAAAAUAAUGAUCCGAGUAAUCUCUCUCAUUAUUAUUAACAUAUUUAAAAAAAAAAGGAAAUUUUCAAUACACCUGUUCGUAAACUAGAUAUUAAAUUAAGUGUAUAAUAUAAUGUAAUAUAUUGCAAAUGGUAAAGCUGUAUUCCAUAACCGCACUAUAUGCUAUUUUCCUAACUCGCCCGCCGCGCGGCUCCACCCAAUAGGUAGCGCGCUAAUUUAAAAAAAUAAAAAGGCGGGAAAUGAAAAGUGUGCAUCAGAGUUUUAUGGUUGCCUUUAUUUAAAAUCAACUGUAAUGAAAAAUGUUGUACGAUAAAUAUGCGUAUUUAACAUACUUGGCUCUAUUACGACUUAAAUUCCGUCUCGUGUGUACCGUACUUAUAAUAUUUGUACUUUUAAAUAAUGAAUAUAAGGUGAAAAUUUUAUUACUAUUGUCAUGGUGUCUGAAUAUAUGCCAAUUAUACUAUAUA